AUGUGGUUACAAAUGUUAUCCAUACUUAUUCUCAUCCAGACAGAUGACGACCUCAACUCCCAAGACACUAAGUCUACGCGCAGAUUGCUUGGCAAGCGUUCUCGUGUCGCAUCUAUCCGUGACGAAGAAGAAGAAGAAACAGAGGGCGGCGAGGCAUACAUCACUGCCUCUGCUGGGUCGAAUGAAAAUCUUGAUCAUCUGGGAGAAGAUCUAUUGCGCAAUCGUGAAUCUAGGGAGGUUGGCUACGUUGGACAAAACUCGGAAGUUCAGUGGUUAAGCAGUGUACAGCGCCAGACCGAGCACACCAGCGUAGAGCCUCGCGAUCAGUCGGGAGCCUAUGGGCCACCUGGUACAGAACGCAAAGAUGUUAACGCACGCAGUGAAGCUCUUCAUGAGCGUCGAAGGAAUGCUGAGGAUUAUGGAGAGGAAGCAUCGUCCAGACACGCCGCUGACACCACCUUUUAUCUCGACAGUGACGAGAUCGAUUUCGACAUCGUUGUUGACGCAUACGCGGAUCCAGAAGCCGAUGUAGCAAAGCGACUCUUUGACUGUUACAUCGACACUGUGCAUCCUUCUUUUCCAUUGUUCCACGCAUAUCACAGCAACCUCACAUAUGACAGCAAGCUCAACCCGGAGGAUCCAGACAAGAAUAAAGGAGCCCGAGUACCCAAAAAAUGGCGUGCGCAGCUAAACCUGCUCUUCGCCAUUGGAGCCAAGCACUCGCAUCUUGUAGGUGCCGAAUGGGCUGGGGCUGAGCGAGACGAUAUCAUGUACAUGCUUAGAGCUAUCUAUCUACUUGGACUGAAAGAUAGUGUCAUGUUUGUCUCGGAGCCUACUAUAGAGAUAGUCCAAGCAGUAGGUGAACCAAGGUCUCUCUUUUGCAUUUGGGUGACAAGGCUUCACAUACUGACACACAUCGCAGACCGGAACACUAGCGCUUUACUUCCUCGUCAUAGGCUAUGUUAGC
Molecule: messenger RNA, 967 nt
Organism: Parastagonospora nodorum SN15
Lineage: Eukaryota; Fungi; Ascomycota; Dothideomycetes; Pleosporales; Phaeosphaeriaceae
Exons: 2
Coding region: 1-966 (321 amino acids)
Source: RefSeq, a predicted model, not a curated record